Molecule: messenger RNA, 2436 nt
Organism: Lodderomyces oxycetoniae
Lineage: Eukaryota; Fungi; Ascomycota; Pichiomycetes; Serinales; Debaryomycetaceae
Product: ARE2
Exons: 3
Coding region: 1-2436 (811 amino acids)
Biological process (GO): ergosterol metabolic process
Cellular component (GO): endoplasmic reticulum membrane
Molecular function (GO): metalloendopeptidase activity; ergosterol O-acyltransferase activity
Source: RefSeq, a predicted model, not a curated record
AUGUCGGAUCAUCCUAUUUCGCAGCCACCAAUAGACGGUGCAUCUAAACUAACGCUAUCACCAGAAUCGAAAUUGCAUGGGUUUGAGUGGUGGAGGAGAUCAUUACAAUAUCAAACGGGUUUAGGUCAAACACCACAAGAGAAAGCACAAUUUGAAUAUGACUUUCAAAAUCGAGAUUUGGACAAAAAAUGUGAAACUUGUAAAGAAAAUUUAAACUGGGUUCUUAAAUACUCGCCACUGGUCUUGUUCAUGAUGGACCAUAUUAGGAAAUUAAAUAAAGACAACGAACCAGUACCGAGACUGAAAAUCGUAUGCCAAACUUGUGAUUUUACAAAAGGCGGUGGUUUUAAUCCUGAGUUGGGGAUAGUGCUAUGCAGUAACUGGAUUCGAUCCAAAUGGCAGUUGGAAGAUAUCUUGACUCACGAAUUGGUACAUUUGUAUGAUUUCAUGAGAUUUGAUGUGGAUAUAAACAAUUUGAGGCAUCAUGCAUGUAUGGAGAUCCGGGCCUCAAUGUUGAGUGGAGAGUGCAGAGUAUGGAACGAGAUAAGGAAAACAGGAUUGGGCAAUUUUGGUAAAAAGUUUCAAGAUUGUAUUAGAAGAAGAGCCAUUAUAUCCGUGGCAGCAAAUCCAAUAUGCAAUAGUAAAGAAGAAGCAGAAUCUGUGGUCAAUCUUGUGUGGAAGAGUUGUUUUAAUGAUACCAGACCAUUUGAACGUGUAUAUAGACGAGAUUUACUAGAUAUCAACAAUGACUAUAAUGCUUCGUCAUCAAGUGAUAACGAGGACCUGGAUGCAUCAAAAACACUUGCCGAUGCAAUUGAGUUACAAGACUCUCAACCAGAACAGCUACACAGGAUUGGUAAACAAGAUUCAAGAAACGGAGUUCUGUCUUCUUUCUCCACCACCACCUCCUCCUUCUCUCCAAGAAGUCCACUUUCUCAUGAAGCCAGUGAUACACUGAGAUCUAGCAAAGAUCAGAAAAGCUCAAAAGUGUAUGGUCAUUUACUGCGCGAAAGUGAAUCGGAUAUCAAUCUAGAUGGACAUGUCAAAUACGUAUUCAAUCAAGGCAAAAUACGUCUCAAGAAGAAAAAGAACAACGAGUCAUCACUUGAUAAAGAGCAGGAACAAGGGCCAACAAAGAAAUAUUCGAAAGCUGCUGUUGCUGCUGCUGCUGCUGCUGCCGCUGUCGCUAAUGGCAAAUACAGAUUGAAAUUUGGAGAUUUGACUUUCAAGUCAUCUAGUACAACCAUUUUCGAUUCAGAAGAAUUUAAAAGCUCGCAAUUUUUUGGCAUGUACGUUUUGUUUUGGCUUUACACUGCAUUUGUGCUGUUUAAUAAUUUGGUACAUAUUUAUUUUGAAAACGCUACACCAGUAAUGAAAUGGAGCAUUGUUUUGAUACUACGUCGGGAUUUGCUCAAGGUUGGGUUGACUGAUUUGGUUAUGUAUUUAGCCAGCUAUUUUCCAUAUUUCUUACAAGUCUUGGUCAUAAAGAGAUGGAUUAGCUGGAGAAAAAUUGGCUGGAUCAUCGAGAGUGUUUACGAAGCUAUUUUUGUUGUAGUCUUUGUAUGGUUUGGGCACUAUAUGAAUUUCCCAUGGAUAGCAAGAGUGUUUUUGGUAUUACAUAGUCUUGUGUUUUUGAUGAAGAUCCAUUCAUAUGCAUUUUAUAACGGGUAUUUGUGGGAGGUGUACAAUGAAGGUUUAUUCUCUGAAUCUUAUUUGGAUUUGUUAUUGAAAAAACAAGUUGUAUUACCAAAGGGACAUGAAGAGGAAAAAACCAUUGAACUUUUAAAAGGAAGUAUUGAGUUCACCAAGUAUGAGUUGGAGUAUCAAUCCAGAGCAACAACAGAUAAGCCGGAAAGUGACAAACACAAAGACGAAAACGUUAGAUUAGACUUGUCAUUCAAGGAGUUGCAAGAUAAAGGUUGCAUUAUUUUUCCUCAGAACAUCAAUUUGCGUAACUACUUUGAGUAUAACAUGAUUCCACCAUUUUUGAUGGAAUACUUGUUCACUUUUUUCCUCAUUUGGGAUUCGGUGUUGAAUGCACUUGCCGAGUUGACACUCUUUGCAGAUCGAGAUUUCUAUGGACCAUGGUGGUCAUGUACUGAUUUUUCAGAGUUUGCAAGAUUAUGGAACAAGCCAGUCCACAACUUUUUAUUACGCCAUGUUUACCACUCAAGUAUCAGUGCACUAAAAGUAAACAGGAUACAAGCUGCUUUGAUUACCUUUAUAUUAUCAAGUAUUGUUCACGAGUUGGUAAUGUAUGUCAUUUUUGGAAGUGUUCGUGGAUAUUUACUACUUUUCCAAAUGUCUCAGAUACCACUAGUUAUGAUGAGUAAGAGCAAAUUAUUGAGAGAUAAAAAGGUAUUGGGGAAUUGUAUCUGCUGGUUCGGGUUCAUUAGUGGCCCGAGUAUUAUUUGCUGUUUGUAUUUGGUUUUUUAA